Messenger RNA from Trichoderma citrinoviride, 218 nucleotides. Its product is annotated as chaperone J-domain-containing protein. Gene Ontology annotation, molecular function: ATPase activator activity. The annotation marks the transcript as partial. Gene Ontology annotation, cellular component: PAM complex, Tim23 associated import motor. The record is from RefSeq and is a predicted model, not a curated record. NCBI's taxonomy places the organism in Eukaryota, Fungi, Ascomycota, Sordariomycetes, Hypocreales, Hypocreaceae. Gene Ontology annotation, biological process: protein import into mitochondrial matrix. The transcript has 2 exons.
CCAUGGGCAAGGCCUUCUACAAGGGCGGCUUCGAGCCGCGCAUGACCAAGAAGGAAGCCUCGCUCAUUCUCUCGCUAAACGAGCGAUCCAUCACAAAAGACAAAGUCCGCAAGGCCCACCGAACCCUCAUGCUCCUGAACCACCCCGAUCGAGGCGGCAGCCCUUACCUGGCGACAAAGGUCAACGAGGCCAAAGAACUACUCGAUAAAACCGUCUGA